AGCUGGGUCGCGCCGCAUGCGGGCCCUUUUUUUCCGGGCGCCGGUAGAAGUAGGCGGCUUCUGAAUCCCUGCGAGGCCGAGGCCGAGGCCGGCGGCCGCUGCCAGCAGCCCUGCGAGGACGCCGCUGAGCCCCGUGGAGGAGCAAAACAGUUUUGAGAGGGGCUUGGAGAGUACCUAACAGGGAUGGACGCUCCCAGCUGUACAGCGGUACCUGAUUUAGCUCUGGGAAUGGAAGUUCAGAGUGAUAACUCUUCCUCUGGUGGCAGCUUGUUUAAAACCCAGUGUGUUCCUUACUCACCUAAACGGAGGCAAAGAACCCCUAUUAGAAAACACAUUCGUUCACCUGAAGGUGUGCAAGCAAGAGACUCAUCUAGCGACUCAUCUUUCGAGCCAAUACCAUUGACUAUGAAAGCUAUUUUUGAAAGAUUCAAAAAAAAGAAACCUAAAAAGAGGAAAUACAAGCGAACAGGAAGACCAAGGGGAAGACCCCAAGGAAAGAAAAGCAGUAGAAGCUCUCAAAGAAGUAAGAUAGAGUUUAAAGACAAAGGAUCUGGGUUCCCAUUUUUAGAAUCAGAGAAUGGAAGAAAUCAAUUACCUUGGAGAAAAAUUCUAGCCUUUGAGCAAGCAGUGGCAAGAGGAUUUUUCAGCUACCUUGAAAAAUUGAAGUAUGAGGACCACCUCAAGGAAUCCUUGAAGCAAAUGAAUGUCAGUGAAGAUUUAGAAAAAGAAGACUUGGAUAGUCGUAGAUACAAAUACCUGGAUGAUGAUGGGCCUAUCUCUCCUAUUGAAGAAUCCGAAGCAGACGAGGUUGCAGCAGAUCUUGAACAUGCUGAAGAAUGUGACAUCAAAUUGGUGGAGAAUAAUUAUUUCAUAAUAAGGUCUGAAUUACCAAAGAAGGUGAAUGUAUAUUUAGACCAAGAGCAUUAUAUUGAAGAAGCUGCUUUGUCUAAAAAGAGAGCAUUGAAGUCCAAACACUGGACAGAGGACAGAAUGGCCUGCAAAGAAAAUAGGAAUGUGAAUGCCAAGGCUCCUAACAGGAGGACAGUGUCUGGACUUAAAGGGCCCCAAAGUAAAUUGCUUGAAGAACUGGAACUCAGAUUACAGGUGGGGAGUUUUUGAAGUAUGUCCAUAUUCAUGGAGAGCAAAGAAGCUGAGGACUGACUAUAUAACUGGAUUGAACAAAAGUUGAUUUUAAAAGG
This is a messenger RNA of Manis pentadactyla (Chinese pangolin), 1199 nucleotides long. It is a transcript of the gene TAF1D, whose product is annotated as TATA-box binding protein associated factor, RNA polymerase I subunit D. Lineage: Eukaryota; Metazoa; Chordata; Mammalia; Pholidota; Manidae. Gene Ontology annotation, biological process: regulation of DNA-templated transcription. The record is from RefSeq and is a predicted model, not a curated record. Gene Ontology annotation, cellular component: nucleus; nucleoplasm; RNA polymerase transcription factor SL1 complex.